CUUGCUGUAGUCUUGCAAUUUCAGUACCUGCAGCGCACCUCUGGGCUACGGAUCCCCAGGCGCAGGAGACGCCUCAUGUGGCGCUUGGAGCCGUUCCCUCACAGGCGAGUCCUCUCACGCCCGUCACGGGAGCCGCGCCGCUCCCCCCGCCCCAAGCGCCCCGCAGGCCAGCGGGCCUCGCCGCCACACGAGCAGCCCCCGCCCAACCGCGCACCGAGCGGGCUGCGGGGGAGGGCAGAGCAGCCGCCCCGGCGGGGCACCGGGGACGCCCGAGGAGCUGGUGGGGACCCGUGAGGGAAGGGGUCAGAGCCGCCCGGGCCGUUACCGCCCGCCUCCCUCCGCGUGCCUCCAGGCCACGCCGUCAUGUGACUCCCCGGCGCCGGGUUGCCUGGCAGCGGCGGCGCGGCUCGGGGCCAUGGCGGCGGCGGCGGGGCCCGGGCUACCCCGAUGGCGGCGGCGGCGGCAGCUGGCCCUGUCACAUCAUUUGCAAGAAAAUAAUGUUCUAGAUGGAUAUUUUCUUCCAAAGGAAGUAGAUCUUCAUCAGGUAAUUGUAUUGCCAAAAGCAGAAUGGGAAAGGAUUCAGAACAGUCUUGGAAGCACAACUAGAGAGGCAGCACGCAUCCUCGCUGAGAAGAAAGAACAGGAAGAAAUGCACUUACGCUCUAAAGCGGCUGUAAAAGACUGGCCCAAUACCAUUACGGGCCUGGCACAACGGAAACUUAAAGCCAAACAAUUACGUGAAGAAAGGGAAGAGGAAGAAAGAAAGUUACUUGAUUUGGAAGAAGAACAGUUCCAAGCAGCAAAACGGAAGGAAGCUAUUGAUCGUGCAAAAACCUACCUAUACUAUCAGAAUGAGAGAGUGAAAGGGUUGCAUAGUGCACUUCUACUUGCUGAGGUCCUAAAAGAAAGAGAUGCUCAAGUUGAAUUUAGAAAGUUAAAGUCAGAUGCUAAUAAAAAGAAGGAUGAAGAAAAGGAUCAUGAACAUAAACAAGCUAUUCUCAGAGAGCAAGAAAAGGCAUAUCAGCAUUAUAUGAAUCAACAGGCAUUACGCAGAGAUCAGCUGGAACAAAUAAAGGAGCACAAGCAUCAGGCAGAUCUGGCCAAGCUAGAAGACAAAAGAGAAGGAGAACAAAUACAGAGAUUGAACCGAUUAUACCAACUGGAAAUUCAGAGAAGAAUGGAAAAGGAACAGGAGGAAAAAGCUGAACGCCAAAGGCUGUAUCAUGAGCAUGUAACUGACCAGAAAAUGAUCAAAGCAGUAGAAGAACAAAAACAAAAGGAAGAAGAUGAUCAGAUUAAAGCUCAUUUUAAAGCAAAGGAAACUAUUGCCAAGCUGAUAAAAGAGAAAGAAGCUGAAAUGCGUAGGCUGACACAGGAGCAUCAGGACAAAAUUGUUAGCCAAUUAGCUGUACAAAUGAAUGAGGCAUUAAAGAGGGAAGAUGAUCGUCUUGCUAGAGACAUUGCAAAAAAAGAAGCUGAACAAGAGAAAAAACGCAAAGAGAAAGAAGCAGAAGAAAAGGCUGCAAUUGAAUCUAUUGCAGAACAUAGAGCCACUGUGAUGAAGAUGAAAGUGGAAAAGGAGAGAGAGGAAAAAGCAGAGGGUAAAAAAGAACUUCAUGCGCUAAUGGAACAGAACCGCAUCUACCUGGAAAUGGAAAAAGCCAAGAAACAACGACAACGUGACACAAACAUGGAAAUACAGAAAAUUCAGAUCCAGCAAAUGGCUGAAAAGCAGGCAAAAAAACAGCAGGAAAAGCAAGCAGAUUUGGACUACAAUGCUCAGAGAGAGGUUAUUGCCCUUUGUAAGGAGCGUGAAUUUCAGAGCUAUGCAAAGCAAGUAAUUGAAACAGAGUCCAAGACUACACAUCAUCUUUAUCCUCUUCUCAAAGCAUCCAAAGGUGGAAAAGGACGUGGAUACAGCCCAUUUUCCAGAGGAAGAGAAGGAAUAAAUACUAGUUUUCAGGCACAGGAUGGUACAACAGCCCAGCUACCUUGUUGUAGCUGUACCACUGCUCAAGAAGUUAAAAACAUGAAAUAAUAUUGAGACUGUCCAGCAACAAAAGGCAGAAGCAGUUUUCAUGUGGUCAAAAAAAGGUCUUUUUGAACCUUAUGGGCAGAGUUAAACCAUAAAAUGAUCUACAUUGAACAUAUAGUAUGAAUCUCGAAGUCCAUUUGAAAAAAAAAAAUUGCCAGAGAAUUGAUUAUAUUCUCAGUAAUCCCCAGCUUGUAUUUCAUUAAAGUUAGUUUACUAAACUUGAGACAAAAAUGCAUGAUAUACAAUUGACCAUCAGUGUAACCCAUUCCAGCCAAUACUCACUAUUACUGUUAUAUUUUUAUUAUUCAUUAUUCUAAAAAUUCACUGUCCCAGGUUUUUCAGGCCUAGGAUACGAAUUCCCAGUGCAAAAGGUCAUGUUAUUCACUAGCCCACUUCCAGUUAGGUAUUCCCCAUAACAGAAAAAACAAAAACAACUUUACAGAAUAUACGGGGAAGAAAAAAACCAGCUUAAUACAUAUGAAAGUUAGAAUAGUUAUGGUACUGGAGUUUUUAUAGCGCUUUGUAACUACCUCUGUAAAACAAAUGUCAUGCUAUAAAUUAGUUAUAUGAAAAAACAAAUGGGAUUUGAUUGCAGCCCUUAAAAGGUCACCUAGGAGGCAAAUAGGUCCCAAAAUAGCUGUAAAUAGCUACUACAAAGAGCAUGGCAACAAGAACAACAUAGUUGGACUGUUCUUUCAAGAAGACAAACAGUGAUUCAAUCUGUAGUAAAUAGAUCUGGAUCUAAAAUUGUUUCUCGGAUUCCUCAGCUGAUUUACCAACACCAAAGCCACACACACAUCUCAUUCCUUAUGCUUAGUUUCUUUGCUGAAUUUUUACCAUCAUGUUCCUUCCUUGGACAGACUUCAGGUUUUGUAUGAUGACUUCCUUCACAAGUACCCUAGGGUCUAAACAGGAUAUUCUGCCUAUUUUGGGGCCCACUGAAAACAAAGUCCAAAAAGCUUGAAGCUUUGCUUUGCUGCACACAACCUUCUAUUCCAGCCCCCUCCUCCAGCUGCCAAGCUCUGUUGGCCAGACAAGAAAAUGAUAAUGAUGUGAGCUCUAAAGAAAA
Molecule: messenger RNA, 3104 nt
Organism: Phalacrocorax carbo (great cormorant)
Lineage: Eukaryota; Metazoa; Chordata; Aves; Suliformes; Phalacrocoracidae
Source: RefSeq, a predicted model, not a curated record